CGGCCGGCCUCAUAUGAAGGGCGGGGGCGAGGCGCGCGCGUCCGCCUCACGAUCGGUAACGAGACCCCCCCCGGGGCCCUGAGGGGAGCGCGGCGGCGGGAGGGGGAGCGGCCCGCGGCCUCGCACCGGCACCGGGAGGGCAGGGGAGGGCGGCCGGACCCCUCGUGGGGGUCUCGAAGGGGCGGCCGGUCCCCUCAGCGCGGCGGGGGGGCGCUCCGAGCCCCUCAGGGCUUCCCUCCUGCCCGGGGGUACCGGGGCCGUCCCCCUCGGGGCCCGGUCAUUACCUCACGGCGGGCCCCAGCGGUUUGGGGGGGAAGCCGGGGCAGAGUCCGCCGGCUGAGUCGGGGCUGUUGGAACCCGGUAGUUCUCUCGAACCGCGUCCCGGUGACGGGCUUCGCGUCCCGGUGACGGGCUUCGCGUCCCGGCCCCCGGCUCGCCGGGGUCUGCCGUUCGGUGCGCUAAUAACGUCCGCUUCUUGCCGUCCCUCGGUGGCAGGACCGCCCUCCAGCCCCCCAGGGAAACUGGAGUCUUCGGUUUUAGCACGCUGGAGUUUUCCUUUUCUACGUGAACCACAGUCAUGACAGAUCAAGAGUAUGUUCUUUGCAUGUGGAAGAAGCGUUUAUGGCCAGCAAAGGUUUUGUACAAAACUGGAGUUGGUGGGAAAACAUCUGUCGAUAAUGCGAAGGAGACAUCUUUUAGAGUUGAAAUACUUGGCAUGGAAGAACAGAUUAGUGUGAAGUGUGUGGAUGCUGUACCACUGAAGGAAGAAUGUAUAGAAAACAUCGCUUCUAGCUUAGAUCAAAGGAAUAAUUCAAGUGAGGCUGUGGAAGAACUGAAAUAUCGUCGUUCUCUUAAAAUUGCUCUGGAUAUUUUGAAUCAAAAUGUAUCCCCCAGAGAAGAGCCACCAAAUACUCAGUUACCCCAGGAAAACAAUGCAGGAUCUCUCUCAUCUACCCCCUUACGUAGAUGUCGAUCGCUCUGUCACUCUAAGGAAAAGUUGGAGCCUCAGACUUCCAGGAAGAAAAGAGAACAAAAAAAUAACCCCAGCCUGAAGACUGAUACAAAAACCCAAACAGCUUCCUUCCUUUUGGAGGAGAGCGCUAAAGCGCAUGAAAGAGGAACAAACCCUUCCAUGUGUAGUACUGUGGACUUGAGUAACACAUCAAACUCAGGCAGUCAAAACUGCAAAACACCAGAAUCAAAUUCACUACCAAGACAGAAAGAAAUCAAGCCCGGACUGUUGACAAAGUCCCAAAUAGGAAAUAAAGUCUCACUUAAGAAAAAAAGUGAGCAAGGAAGAAAAAGACGAAGAGGUGCAGGAUCACCUGUGUCGCAUAUCAACCAUUUCCCUACAGAUCCAGCCCAGCCCCUUGCUGAGGAAGCGUCUCCGCUGCCUGUCCCCUGUGAAGCUGGCACGGAGGGACCUGUCAGAAGGGCCAACACCAGGAGUCAGCCUAAAAGGACAGUACUGGAUUCCUCCUGUAAAAGUGCCUCGGAUGACUUGGAAAAAAGCAUCAGUAGUGAGAGUGAAAGUCUAGCAAAGCAAUUAGGUGGAAGAAAACAGCCAGAGAGUUUAAAACGGGUUAAUGGAGAACAAGAGAUUGGUGCGACUCUGUCCUCACCCGGAAAAAGGAAAUGCAGAAAUUGCCCUGAAUCUUCAUCUGGGCCUUCUAACCAUGAGACGCUUUCUGAUGGCGUCCCCUCUCAGUGUGAAGAGGAGGAAAAUAAGAAUACUUCACAUGUGACUAUGAGUAAAGUAAAGCCGUUUCAGCUGCCUGACUUUGAGGAAGAUGAAGGACUGGAAUCUGACCUGUCUCCAAAGAUAGUUUCCUCAGAGAGCCUGUCUCGCCUCUCAGCUCUGGUAGACGAGGAGGAGGAGGAUGAAGAGCUUCCUAGUAUUUUAUCACAUCAAGAACCACAAUCAAUUGAAGAAGGAAUUUUGGUCUGGUGCAAAUUGCGAAGGUAUCCUUACUGGCCAGCAGUGGUAAAAAAUGUGAAGCGGAAACUCAGAAAGGCGUGUGUGCUGUUUAUAGAAGGGAAUACAAAUGACAAGAAAAAAGGUUUCUCAGUAUCUCUUAAGAGUCUGAAGCACUUUGAUUGUGAAGAAAAGCAGGACCUCAUUGAACGAGCCAAAGAAGAUUAUCGCCAAGAAAUUGAGUGGUGUAUUCGAUUGAUUUCUGACUAUCGAAUUAGAGUAGGUUGUCAUUCUUUUACGGGCUCCUUCUUGGAAUAUUUUGCUGCUGAUAUCAGCUACCCUGUUAGGAAGGAAGGUUAUCAAGGUUUAGUCCCAAUGACCUUUCCAAACACGGCAGAGGAAGAUGUUGAAGAGUCUUCAUCAGAAACUUCACCUCAGAAGCCCUCCAAGAAACUUCUCCCUGACAGAACGAGAGCCGCUAGAGACAAAGCGAAUAAAAAGAUAGUGGAGUUUAUAGUGAAGACCAAGGGGGCCGAAGAGCAUCUUUUGGCUAUUUUGAAAAGCAGAAAACAGUCGCGGUGGCUGAAGGAAUUCCUGAAUUCAAGUCAGUACAUGAACUGCGUUGAGACGUAUUUAGAGGAUGAAGAACAAUUAGACCUUGUGGUGAACUACUUGAAGGAGGUGUAUUGUGAGAUAGGUGCUAAAAAUCUGCAUCAAAUUAAUGGAGACGCAAUAAAAUUUAUUUCGGAUGUCCUUUUGCCCGAAGCCAUCAUUUAUGCGAUUUCUGCUGUGGAUGACAUAGAUUACAAGAAGGCAGAGGAGAAAUACAUAAAAGGACCAUCCGUGAGCAAAAGGGAGAGAGAAAUAUUUGAUGAAGAAAUUAUAGGAAGAAAAAAGAGGAAGACCAAACGCGCAUCUGCAGACAGCGCCUGAGCGGUGGUACAAACUUUCCCAAGUUACCCUGGCACUGUGCCUGUGUAAUAGAGAUGUGGUUCUUUGUAUAAAAUGUGUAAUUCUCACUUUUUAAAGUAUAUCUUCAGAGCUGUAGUCACUGCAAUGCUGUACUGCUGUCAGAUACAGUUGUGUCUUCAGCUUCGCUCUCCGUUCUGGGUGCCGGCGUCGCUUCCCUGGGCCGUGCCGUGGGGAGCUGCCUGGAGCAGCCGCUGUGGGCGCCGCCUCUCACCCCCUUGGGGCACUUCAUGUGGAACCCGGCGAAACCCCAAGGGGUUUGAGAGCUGCUUGCUGUAACACUAAGCUUUGUAGGAAUUAUUUUGGCCAAAUAUCUGACAAAGGGAGGGCUGGUGUCGUCAGAAAGGCGUGUGCUGAUGAAUUACGUAGCCGUGUGUUACCCGAUGACGUUAGUGGAUGUAGGCAGGGUCCCUGUCUGCAGAUGCUCCCGGCAGGUUGGUUAUUUUUGCUUCAUGUGUCUCAAAGUGCAGGAAAUGAAAUCGGUAGCUAGUGAUGCAAUCCGAAUAACAAAGGCUUUGUUUGUGUUGAUAGGACAAAUGUAAAAUCCAGUGGAAAAGGAAUGCAAUGUUUGCUUGAAGAACAAAAACCACUCACAUUUAAAAGUGAAACCGUUUUGAAUGCUGCUUUAAUGGUUUUCUUUGAGGCCAUGAUUUUGGGAACACUUCUGUCUUUUUCUGUCUGAUUUUAAAUAUAAAAUUUAAUCAUGCCUAGUUCCUCCUGCGGCUUUUGCUGAAGGUGUAACGUAUCGCAAAUUGCCUUUGACAGACUUGCAGUGUUAUUGAGAACUAUCUAAUGAUAAAAGCCCAAUGAUUUACUAUUUUUCUAUAUUAUAAUGCCAAUGUGGUCUACUUGCUUGUCCAAUAGGAACUGAGAUGAUUUUUGGAAUUUGAGGAAGAAGUUCCAAUAUAAAUUGGGGUACAGAUGUGUAUUCUGGCUAGAGUAAUUCUCUGAGUAUGUUUUAACCACAGGUUUGAUUGCUCCGUGAUGGGUUUCAAUAUGCAUUUAGAAUCUUUAUUGGUGUUACUAAAGGGACAUUCACAAGUGCAUCAAUCACAGGGAUAACAGACCUGGACUCUUCUUGUGCGCUUCUGGGUUACCGUGAUCCACGGCGCUGUACAAAACCAGCGAAAGGACCCUUCGGCUCCUCCUUCAGCCCCCGGUGCUGGAGCAGCAGAGCCCCCUCAUCUCCUCGCCUUUAGCUCUGUCCUCACUUUUCCUGCCUUUCAGCCACGCGUUGGGUGAAAGUGCUCCAGAAAGUUUGAAUCCCUAAAAACCACUCCCAGCUGCCGCCCCAGGCAUCAGAGGGUGGUGACAGAACUCCGCCUCAAGACUGAGUUCGGUCUCGCAAUGUAUGGAAUUAUGUGGUCCUAACUCAAUUAAAGUUGGGUGAAGUGAACCAUCAAAGGCUUGUCCUGGCUUUUGUUUGAAUGGGCUCAUUCAUUUCGAAUACUGGUUUUAAGCUGUGGUUGCUGGUGCACACAGGCAGAGGCUCUUCCACCCAAAUUUUACAUCAGGCAAAG
Molecule: messenger RNA, 4404 nt
Organism: Chroicocephalus ridibundus (black-headed gull)
Lineage: Eukaryota; Metazoa; Chordata; Aves; Charadriiformes; Laridae
Gene: PWWP3A
Product: PWWP domain containing 3A, DNA repair factor
Exons: 14
Coding region: 578-2848 (756 amino acids)
Source: RefSeq, a predicted model, not a curated record